Aspergillus steynii IBT 23096 is the source of this 2937-nucleotide messenger RNA. RefSeq names its product SPX domain protein. Gene Ontology annotation, cellular component: vacuolar transporter chaperone complex; fungal-type vacuole membrane. Bases 183 to 2537 code for a protein of 784 amino acids. NCBI's taxonomy places the organism in Eukaryota, Fungi, Ascomycota, Eurotiomycetes, Eurotiales, Aspergillaceae. The record is from RefSeq and is a predicted model, not a curated record. The transcript has 2 exons.
CUUCAUAUCCUUGUCGCUUCGGCCUCGCCCUCGUGGGGUGACUAAACUGACCCUCGUCGGCUCUUUUUUUUUGCUGCUCAUUCUCUCUCGUUUUCCCAACUUCUUACCCCUUCCUUCAUUCCCUCUCCCUUCGCCUUCCCCCAACCUCUUCUGCUCUAUCUGUCGGUCAAUCGUCCGUGGCCAUGCGGUUUGGCAAAACCCUGAAGAAGUCUAUCUACGCCCCGUGGACUGGGAAAUACGUUGACUACCACCGACUAAAAGUCCUCUUGAAGGAACAUGAUGUCACCGGAGACGGAAGUGACUCGGAGAGUAGCCAAUGGACCGAACAGGAUGAGGAAGCCUUCGUGCAGGAACUGAUCAACGUCCAGCUGGAUAAGGUCAACGCUUUUCAGGUGGAGACCUCUCAGCAAUUGAGGGAGCGCACCUCAAAGUGCGAAGCGAAGUUGCGACCGUUGGCAUCCGACACCGACCAGGAGGCACCCGCCAUUGCGGACGAGACCCAGCGGCGCUCUCUUGCCUCUGAGGUCCUCCAAGAACUAGAUGGGAUCACGAGGGAAGUGAGCGAGCUGGAGAAAUAUAGUCGCAUUAACUUCACCGGGUUUCUCAAGGCCGCCAAAAAGCACGAUCGCAAGCGGGGGGCUCGGUACCGGGUUCGACCUCUGCUGCAAGUACGUCUGUCACAGCUGCCGUUUAAUUCGGAGGACUACUCCCCUCUGGUCCGUCGGCUGUCGGUAAUGUACUCUUUUGUACGUGAAAUUCUCAGUCAAAGUGAUGCCGAGACCAGGGAUCCCGAAGCGCCGCGUUUCGGUCAGGAAUCAUACUCGUCAUUCAAAUUCUGGGUGCAUCCCGAUAACGUCCUGGAGGUGAAGACCUUCAUCCUUCGGCGAUUGCCGGUGCUCAUCUACAAUCCGGGAACGUCCAAGGACCCGGAGACGCUUCCUGACGACCCUACGAUCACAUCCCUCUAUUUCGACGACCCGCAGUUCGAUCUCUAUACGCAGAAGGUUGCCCGGGCACCCGAAGCUGGCUCUCUCAGGCUCCGAUGGACUGGAAACCUGAAAGAUAAGCCGGCGAUAUUCUUGGAAAAGAAGGUCGUUAUGGACGAUGAUCGCAGCCGGGAGGUCCGGGUGCAGUUGAAGCAAAAGCAUGUAAAGGAAUUCCUGGAUGGGGAGUAUCGGUUCGACAAAAAGGUUCACCGUAUGGAGGACAAGGACAACGGUGAAACAGGGGAAGCCGAGUCGUUCAAAAAGGAUGUCAGCGAGCUGCAGUCGUUCGUCAAGGAACACAAUCUGCAACCGAUGCUCCGGGCCAACUACACGCGAACGGCAUUCCAGAUCCCGGGCGACGAUCGAAUUCGUAUCUCUCUUGACACCAACCUGGCAUUGAUCAGGGAGGACAGCCUCGAUGUUGAGCGUCCCUGUCGGGAUAGCCAUGAAUGGCACCGCACGGAAAUCGAUGAUGCCGGCAUGGAAUAUCCUUUCGAUGCCAUUCGAACCGGAGAAAUCGUUCGCUUUCCCUACGCUCUGCUGGAGAUCAAGCUCAGGGGACCAACGGCACAUAAAGCGGAGUGGGUGAACGACCUCAUGGUCUCGCACCUGGUGAAGGAGGCCCCUCGUUUCUCCAAGUUUGUCCACGGCGUUGCCCAGCUCUUUGAGGAUUAUGUGAACAGCUUCCCCUUCUGGCUGGGUGAGAUGGAGAGCGACAUCCGGCGGGAUCCCGAAACUGCGUGGCACGAGGAACAAGAGCGACUUGCGAAACGCGCCGAAGAAGAGAUGGCAGUUGGCAGCUUCCUGGGGAACAAGGCGAGUCCGACGGUCAAGCCCAUGGUCGGAUCUCCCGUAACGCGGAUCUCAGACAUGGAGCCUUCCUCGCGAGCGCGGCAGACCUCGCACAUCACGGCAUCGGGCCCGGAGGAGCGCGAGCAGCCCCAGCCCCAGCCCCAGCCUCAGGAGCCCGAACCUGACCAGCAGGAUUCAAAGCCCAUGAAUCUGUCUCGCCUGGCCUCGCUCUUCCCCAAUUUCCCGCUUUCCCGUUCCCGUCGUCCACAGGACACACCGGCGCCCCUGCCGCCCGGUGUCCGGGAUCCGGGAACGUGGAUCAAGGAUUCCGGUCCCGUGCGUGUGGAGAGCAAGGUGUGGCUGGCUAACCAGCGUACGUUCAUCAAGUGGCUUCAUAUCAGUAUUCUGCUCUCCUCGUUAUCUCUAGGAUUGUACAACGCCGCGGGAAAGCACAACGACAUCGCCCGCGCCCUAUCCAUUGUCUAUACUGGCUUUGCCAUCUUCUCCGCCGCCUGGGGCUGGUAUAUGUAUGAGAAGCGAGCCCGACUGAUCCGGCAGCGAAGUGGACGCGAUCUCGACAACACGUUCGGUCCGAUCGUGGUGUGUAUCGGAUUGGCAGUGGCUCUGGUGCUGAACUUUGCCUUCAAGUAUUCUUCUACACUCGAGAAGAUUAGGAGUCAGGAGUCUCCCCUUGACAUGGCUCCAGUCGAGACCCCGGGCACUUGGCCCCUAGUUAACCAAGGAGGCCAGGCGCUCUAAAAAUGAAAAGAAUCAGAUACCGCCCCCGCAUGGAUGAUGAAUAUGUACAACUUGUAUCAACGAACGCCCUCCAGUAUGAAAAUGAUCAGCGUGUAUUCUUCUGAGUUUUCCACCCACCAACCUUUGAUUAUCAUCUUUAUUUUCUUUUUCUGAGAACGCAUGCCCCGGUACGUUACCGGUCAGACUGGAUUUCAAUUAAAUGCGUUUCCCGGGGGAAUUACUGUUUUUGUGCUUUGAUCUGGAUGCCCUUGCAGAAUGACUACAUGGAGGGAGGGCUUUUCUAACCCAACCCGUCGAUUGCGACUGCGGGAUUCAAUUCUUCUGUCAAAAGUUUGUCUUUUCUUGUAUAUAUACACAUACCUACAGAAGAAGGUAGUUGGGUCAUGACGCGUAUACAGGC